CGUCGUUGCAACAACGGGCAGAACGCUGGCCUCGAUCGCCGGAGCGACGGCAUCAGCACUUCUCAUGCUCGCGCCCGAGACGUCCCUCUUGCCUCCGCCUUCGCCCACGACCUCAUCCCCACCACAGUCCGUGCCGUUCGUGCUCUCUCCAUCUACAUGUAAGUUCAACUCGUGCGAAAAGCCGUCGGUUCCUGGUACGGACAAAUGCUCGUUCCAUAAGAAUCGACCGCACUGUUCGUUCACCGACUGCAACAACCAAGUUGUGUCCCAACGUUUGUGCGCUCGACAUGGCGGGAAGAAAGUGUGCCAGUUCGAAGGAUGCACCGCGCACACGCGAGGUCGCAAGUUUUGCUUGUCUCACGGCGGCGUCGUCCCCAAACGAUUUUGUUCCGUCGAAGGGUGUAACAAGCAAGCCCACUCGAAUCAAAAGUGCGUGCGGCAUGGAGGUGGUCGAUAUUGCAAGGCGGUCGGCUGUUCGUUUCACGCGCGCUCGGGGGGAUUUUGCCGCAUGCAUCGGUCCCCAUUGACCACACCAGCAGGGUCCCACCCCACCAACGGCACCGUCGCUCCAUCCCGCGACAAUCCGUCCCAGUUUUCAUCCUCGUCAGAUGAAGAUAGCGAAGAUCGAGGCAACGACACGCGACAAAUCCUUCCCUUGAAAGGCGCCAACGCCACCGCCUUGCUCAUGGUGAAUACGCAUUACCUGCCUCGAGAAAAACCCGAGAUUCCAUACAUCCGCCGCCCUCAAGUGGAACUCAAGCCCCGCCCGCCGCCCGCCACCAUGAUGUCGCUUCACUUGCCACCACCUCUUGUGCCCCCUUCGUCGUCAAACGUCGCCAUCCAGCCAGCGCCAACGACCCCUUCGCCUUCGCCACAUGCACCGUCGGACGGAUUGUCUUUUCCGCCGGAUCGAACGCUCAUGUCCAUGGCGAACUUGGUGCAUGCGAUGACGAUGGCCCAGCCACCGGCGCACCCACAGGUGAUUCUUCCAUCGACGCCAACAUCGCUCCUGCAGCCUGAAGCGUCGUCGCCCACGUGUAAAUUCAACCUGUGCGUAAACCCGACGGUGGCCGGUUCCGACAAGUGCUCGUUCCACAAGAAUCGCACCAACUGCUCGUUCCCAGACUGCACGAAUCAAGUCGUGGCGCGGAAUCUGUGCGUGCGUCACGGCGGCCGCCGCCUUUGCCAGUUUGAAGAUUGCACCGCCCAUCGCCGCGGAAAACGAUUUUGUCUCAAACAUGGCGGCGAAGUCCCCAAGCGGUUUUGCACCGUCGAGGGUUGCCAAAAACAGGCCCACUCGAACCAGCGCUGCGUCCGCCAUGGCGGCGGGCGCUACUGCCAGUCCCCUGGGUGUUCAUACCAUGCACGGACGGGGGGAUUUUGCCGCAACCACGCCUCGUCCGGCGACGUUCUCGACCACGACAAAAUCGGCCACCACGAGCAUCCCUGCCACCAGCACCAUCCAUUCGAUGGGCUGCUCAUGUUGCAAAUGUGUGCCACAGGCGACGUCGAGUUAGGAGGCGUCCGUGUGAAAGAAGAAUAGACUGGAUAACCCCUGGUGCAUGUAGCAUGACGCAGAUCGGAGCGCGA
Molecule: messenger RNA, 1590 nt
Organism: Aphanomyces invadans
Lineage: Eukaryota; Oomycota; Saprolegniomycetes; Saprolegniales; Verrucalvaceae
Exons: 1
Coding region: 65-1543 (492 amino acids)
Source: RefSeq, a predicted model, not a curated record